This is a messenger RNA of Suillus subaureus, 1375 nucleotides long. RefSeq names its product NUDIX hydrolase domain-like protein. Gene Ontology annotation, cellular component: cytoplasm. NCBI's taxonomy places the organism in Eukaryota, Fungi, Basidiomycota, Agaricomycetes, Boletales, Suillaceae. Gene Ontology annotation, biological process: isoprenoid biosynthetic process; isopentenyl diphosphate biosynthetic process. Bases 358 to 1191 code for a protein of 277 amino acids. The record is from RefSeq and is a predicted model, not a curated record. Gene Ontology annotation, molecular function: isopentenyl-diphosphate delta-isomerase activity. The transcript has 6 exons.
AGCAGCUCUCUAUCACUGUCUUGGUGCGUGUCCGUUGAUCACGGUGCUCUUCGCCUUUCACGCAGCGGCUAUGUAUUUCGUGCAAGCCGGACCAUAUCCGAGUACGCAAUGCAUCGCAAUCGAUUACGUCAAAUUCUUGUAGGGUCUCCCAUAGACGAAGGAAGAGUCUCAGCGAUUACUCCUUGUUGUACUGUAACACUAGCCGCCAUCAGUUGUUAUUCAGACUUCUUAGAAGUGACCUGUCAUGUUAUUGAAAUUUGAAAUUUGACGCCCAAUACUCGGCUCUAGAAUCAUGAUCAGGCCACCGGACAAAAUCUUGAUCGUGCCAUUUUCCACCCGAAUAACUCUCCGAAGCGGAUGUUAAAGGUCCAUCGUUUCACGCACCUGUUAUUUGCUCGUAAACUUUGUUUUAGAUCACAUUUCGCUCAACGCACUAUGUCCUCGCCAGCAAUUCUUGCCGCACGCGCUGUACUUGCCAGCAUAGAUCUCACCAACUAUGACCCUGAACAAUCGAGACUGAUGGAUGAGAAGUGCAUUUUGGUCGACGAGCAGGACAAUGCCAUCGGGGCGAUGGACAAGAAGACUUGCCAUCUCAUGGAAAAUAUCGACAAGGGUCUCCUGCACCGAGCCUUCUCUGCAUUCAUCUUCCGUCCUUCCGAUGGCAAGCUUCUCCUGCAGCAGCGUGCUUCGGAGAAGAUUACCUUCCCGGACAUGUGGACAAACACGUGCUGUUCACACCCACUGGACGAUUUCGAGGAGGAAAAGAUCGAGAAGGGUCAGCUUGGUGUGCGGAACGCAGCUUCGAGAAAACUCGAGCAUGAGCUCGGUAUUCCGCAAAGCCAAACACCAGUUGACGAGUUCCAGUACCUGACGAAGAUUCAUUACCUCGCACCAUCAAACGGAAUGUGGGGUGAGCAUGAAGUUGAUUACAUCUUGUUUCUGACGGCGGAUGUUACGGUGGCACCGAAUAAGAACGAGAUUCAGGACUACAAAUAUGUGGACAAGGUCGAGCUACAGGCCAUGUUCAAUGACUCUUCAAAUUCUUUCACACCUUGGUUCAAGCUGAUUGCUCGCGACUUCCUAUUCGGCUGGUGGGAUACCCUUUUAGAGCGCCAGGGCUUUGAUGGUCGUGUCUACGCUAAGACUCUGACAGGUGUAGCUGACGGUUCAAAGGUUAUUAAGAUGGCAUGAUAUAUCUCUCGUGUUGUAUGCUCGAUGUAUCUGUAGGCAGUCUUUUAUUACAGGAAGACAUAACAAAUACCGGUUUGCAUGUAAAACAUCUUCGUUUCUGUACUGUGUAGAGAGAUUGUCACUCCAAAGCUAAUGCAUAAUCCACUCAAUCACAACUUUAAAAUUAAUAUUAUAAUUUUUAUUC